UCUAAAAUCCUGGCUACCCACCCAUUCCUCAGCUUUUGUUAAAGCAUUUCUGAAGCUGUGGAAUCACUCCUCGCCAAACCAGUUGAGCCAGUCUAUAGUGGCACAUAUAAUCUAGAUAGGCAUCAGUGUUAUGAGGGGUGGCAACGCAACCUUUUCCUGAACGAAAGAGCUGGAGCUACUGCUACUGUUGCUUUACAGUAAACGCUGCUAAGCUACUAGCUGAGCGCGGGCACGCCCUGUCCUCAGAUACAGAUACAGAGACACACUUGAACCUGAGCGAGGUGAGGCGCGUGACGUCACUCCCACAUCAUCUCGCCGUUAGUGAAAGGAAAGGCAGAAAACACGAGUCUGUAAAGACGUACAGAAGGUGUUUUUAUAGCUGUACGCGUGGAGACCUGAAGGUGAGGCUGUCCUGGAAGCUGCCUUGUCUCGAUUCUGUCUCUUGUUUUAACCGCUGACAGGGCACUGAAAAUGCUUCGGUGUCUUUCCGGAGCCUGGUGUAUGCGCGUCAUUGAAGGGCACAAAUCGACGUGGAACUUUGCUCUGCUGGUGCUCUUGUAUGUUGUGUACCUGGUUUUGGGCGCUGUCGUGUUCUCCUUGGUUGAAUCGCCGUAUGAGGACUUACUGCGACAGGAGCUGGGUGCUCUGAAAAGGCAGUUUCUCCAGGACAAUGAGUGUCUGUCCGAGGAGAGACUGGAGGAAUUUUUGGCUAAAGCGCUGGAGGCGAGCAACUACGGAGUCUCAGUGUUGAAUAAUACCUCAGAAAAUUACAACUGGGAUUUCACGUCGGCGUUGUUUUUCGCAAGUACAGUCCUCUCCACGACAGGUUAUGGCCACACAGUGCCUUUGUCAGAUGAGGGUAAGGCCUUCUGUAUCAUGUACUCAGUGGUGGGCAUUCCAUUCACCCUCCUGUUCCUGACAGCAGUGGUACAGAGGAUCAUGGUGUUUAGUACUCGCCGGCCUGUGGACUAUGUGCAGCGCCGCUGGGCUCUGUCCAAGUCUUUGGUUGCAGGUGUACAUGCUGGUGUGCUGGCCAUUAUUACGAUGUCCUGCUUCUUCCUCAUCCCCGCCAUUGUGUUCUCCGUGCUGGAGGAAGACUGGAACUUCCUAGAGUCUUUUUACUUCUGCUUCAUCUCACUUAGUACUAUUGGCUUGGGUGACUAUGUUCCAGGAGAGGGCUACAACCAGAAGUUCAGGCAGCUCUAUAAAGUGGGCAUAACUGUCUACUUGCUACUGGGCCUGGUUGCGAUGCUGGUGGUUCUGGAGACAUUCUGUGAGCUUCAGCAGUUGAAGAAAUUAAGGAAGAUGUUCUAUCUAAAGAAACAGAGAACUGAAGACCGACUGAAUAUCAUAGACCAUGAUCACCUGUCCUUCUCGUCUGUGUCUGAUCAGGCAGCUUCAUUCAGAGAGUAUAAGACUGAUCUCAUCACUGACACCUCCCCCAUAACAGCCAAUGAUGGGCCUGCGGUCAGAUGAGAUUCCUUCAGAGCACAUAGAUUUAGAUUUUUAGAGGCAGUGACCAGGUGCUUCCAAUCAGUAUAGAUGUAGACAUCCAUCCAUUUUCUAAGCCGCUUCUCCGCCAGGGUCGCGGGGAGAUGUACACAUAAAUGCAAAAAAAAAAAAAAAUCUUUAAAUUGAAUUCUUAACAGCAGUGGCAUAUAAACUGAGAAAUUAGAUGACUGUGUUUGAAGUACAAGUUAGACUUAAAAGGAAGCAAUGAUAAUGGUAGUUUUAGUAUAAUUGUCAUAGUUGUAGAUAAUUUAUUAUAAGGGAAAUUAAGGCUUGAAAUUGUUUUAUUUUUAUUAUCUGAACAGUUCAAUUUGUCCAUGACAUUUAAAGCACAUGUACUGAACAGUUGCCAGAGAUAGUAGAGUAUCUUCAGGGAUUCUUUGUUAUGAACUGUGUUUAAAAGGGAAGAAAAUUGAAAAAUGUCACUGAUCAGCAAUCACUGACUAUCACUAAAUCAUUCCAGGAAUGUGAGACUAUAAGUGUACCUCAAUCACUUCUUUCCUGUAUUACUGUAAAUAUUGUAAACUUAAUGUUUACAUGAACUGUGCUGCAAGUUGAGUGCAUGCAUAUACUUUAGUGUGAUGAAGUGUAUAAAUGAAUGUUUAUUCAGUGAUUUUCUGAGGAAAUAGGGACAGGUCCUUGCUGACAAUAUGCAAUAGAGCUAUUUAAAUGUGUAUCCUUGAACUUGCCUUAAAUAGAUAAUAUCAGAUAUUUAAAAUUUAGGUGCAGAACCUUUCAGGACCUUUACAUGGCUCAUCUGUUAGACAUUUUUAUGUUUUGUUCGUAGAUUGAAUUCAAUUUAAUUGCCUUACCUGAUAAUGGAUUGCUGUACAUGUAGUGAUGCAGUACGCAUAAUGGAUGCAGUAAAUGUAGUUGUCCACACAAUGGCGCUGUUUUACAUUGAAUUAGAGGGACCUGAUUCUUUAAACUCACAUUGGCACUUUCAUAGAAGUGCCACGUUCUCCCACAAAAGAAAAAUAAAUGAUUUUACUGAAUCUA
Molecule: messenger RNA, 2508 nt
Organism: Pygocentrus nattereri (red-bellied piranha)
Lineage: Eukaryota; Metazoa; Chordata; Actinopteri; Characiformes; Serrasalmidae
Gene: kcnk1a
Product: potassium channel, subfamily K, member 1a
Exons: 3
Coding region: 472-1476 (334 amino acids)
Biological process (GO): stabilization of membrane potential; potassium ion transmembrane transport
Cellular component (GO): membrane
Molecular function (GO): potassium ion leak channel activity
Source: RefSeq, a predicted model, not a curated record